UCAAAGUUGCGCUCCUGCAUUAUUUCCUGACGCGCGCACGCACGCACGCACGCGCACACAGAGAGCGCACGAGCUAUUUCUAUUUCUGUCUUGGGUCGACCCCGACUGAAUGAGUUUUGUAGCUCCCUUUGAUCUCACACUAUCGGGGUUCCAACUUAACUCCAGGUUUUUGUUUGACUUUCCAUAAUAUUCAUUUCAUUUGAGGUUUAAUACAGGGUUAUGUUGCCAUUCUAUACUUUUGAAGUUGUAUUUUAGUGAAAGAAAGUAAAAACAAAACAUUUCCCAGUCAGCUGUCACUGGAGACAACUGAAGUCUGAACGGGCGCAGGAGAUUUCCAGCUGUUGAGGAACUCCAGGCUUCAUUUACGCGCAGCUCUCACCAGGGACAGGAGCGGACUUCUGAAACUUUCUGAACAUCAUGGAAACCAACCCUAUACCCGUCCUAACCAUUCAAACAACUCCGUUUGACGACCAGAGACCCGGGACUAAUGGUUUGCGCAAGAAGACAACUGUAUUCGAGAGCAGAAAGAACUAUCUGCAGAAUUACAUUCAGAGUGUCCUGUCCUCCAUCGACCUGAGGGACCGUCAAGGAUGUACUAUGGUGGUGGGCAGCGAUGGGAGAUACUUCAGCCGAACAGCAAUCGAGGUUAUUGUGCAGAUGUCUGCUGCCAAUGGGAUAGGGCGCCUGGUGAUUGGACACAAUGGCAUCCUGUCCACACCAGCUGUCUCCUGCAUCAUCAGGAAGAUAAAGGCCAUCGGUGGGAUCAUUCUAACUGCCAGUCAUAACCCAGGAGGCCCGGCUGGAGACUUCGGCGUCAAAUUCAAUGUAGCUAAUGGAGGCCCUUCCCCAGACACAGUGAUGGAAAGGAUCCACCAGGUGAGUCGCACGCUGGAAGAAUUCGCCAUCUGCCCGGACCUACGUAUCGACCUGUCACGUCUGGGACGCCAGGACUUCGAUCUAGAGAACAAAUUCAAGCCUUUUCGAGUUGAGAUAGUGGAUUCUGUUGAAAUCUACCUGAAUAUGCUACGUGGGAUCUUUGAUUUCAGCGCUAUUAAGAGUCUAUUGACUGGCCCAGAGCAGCUGAAGAUCCGAAUAGAUGCAAUGAACGGAGUGAUGGGACCUUAUGUCAGGAGAAUCUUGUGUGAUGAACUUGGUGCACCAGCAAACUCUGCAGUUAACUGUGUUCCUCUGGAGGAUUUCGGGGGCCAGCAACCCAACCCCAACCCUUCAUUCGCUGUGUCAUUGAUGGAGUCCAUGAAAGGUGGAGAGUUUGGUUUUGCUGCUGCAUUUGAUGCAGAUGGGGAUCGCUGUAUGAUUCUUGGUCAGAAUGGAUUCUUUGUAAACCCGUCAGACUCACUGGCAGUGAUGGCUGCCAACUUGUCCUGCAUUCCCUACUUCAGGCAGGUCGGCAUUCGUGGCUUCGCUCGCAGCAUGCCCACCAGCACGGCUCUGGACAGAGUGGCCAAGGCCAUGAAAGUGGCUCUGUAUGAAACCCCCGCAGGCUGGAGGUUUUUCGGGAACCUGAUGGACUCGGGAAGGUGCUCCUUCUGUGGAGAGGAGAGCUUUGGAACAGGUUCGGAUCACAUCAGGGAGAAGGAUGGUCUGUGGUCAGUGCUGGUAUGGCUGUCAAUCAUGGCUGUGCGGAAGCAGGGGGUGGAAGAAAUAGUGAGGGACCACUGGGCUAAACUAGGCCGUAAUUUCUACUGCAGGUUUGAUUACGAGGGUGUUGAUCCCAGAGCUGCGUUUUACCUCAUGAGGGACCUGGAGAACAUGAUCACUGAUAAAGCCUUCACCAGUCAGAAGUUUGCAGUGGGAAGCAAUGUCUACAGUGUGGAGAAAACCGACAACUUUGAGUACAUCGACCCUGUGGAUGGCAGCGUAUCACGGAACCAGGGACUGAGGAUCGUGUUCACAGACUCGUCCCGCAUCAUAUUUCGGCUUAGUGGAUCCGGGGCGGGUGUGGGAGCCACCGUACGCAUCUAUGCUGAGAGUUAUGAGAAAGACCCAGAGAGACACAACAGGGAAACACAGGUCGUCCUGGGCCCUCUGAUCGCCAUCGCUUUAAAGAUUUCAAACGUCCACGAGCGGACAGGACGCAGAGGCCCCACUGUGAUCACUUGAUCUGUAUGGCGAGAUCCAUGACCGGGGCCAAAGCAUGAGACGGCCUUCAUCUAGGAUCCGCUCUCCAUGUCUUCCUCACAGUCUUUCACAGCCUCACUAUCCUGAAGUCAUGACUGCCUCUUGCUAGUCUGCACAUCAUCUCACUAUUUACACUGUGUAUGUUUUUGCUGCUGUUUCACAGACUAAACAAAGGCUCUCUCACAAAUUCUCUCUCGCUUCCUCUCCCUCCGUCUCUUACUCUCUUUCUCUCUCUUUCUUUCUCUCUCUCUCGCACUCUCUGUGUCUCAAAUGCAAAGAGAAAGACAAGCUAUUCCUUUUUAUGAUGUCCCUUUACACGUGUCAAUCAUUAAAGUGCUUCUUUCACACAG
Molecule: messenger RNA, 2489 nt
Organism: Clarias gariepinus (North African catfish)
Lineage: Eukaryota; Metazoa; Chordata; Actinopteri; Siluriformes; Clariidae
Gene: pgm5
Product: phosphoglucomutase 5
Exons: 11
Coding region: 418-2121 (567 amino acids)
Biological process (GO): carbohydrate metabolic process; myofibril assembly; striated muscle tissue development
Cellular component (GO): adherens junction; cell-substrate junction; cytosol
Molecular function (GO): magnesium ion binding; phosphoglucomutase activity
Source: RefSeq, a predicted model, not a curated record